AUGUCGACAUGUGUGGUCUCAGCCGUGCUGCAUUUUCUUCCCCUCCUACCCUGGUUGCUCUCUUACACAGACCCACGUGACAUGAGCCUGCAGACCGGUGGUCAUCGAAAACUUGCAACCUGCACCAUCUGUGUCAUUUGUGACGAAAAGUCAGCGUGGUCAACUAUCGGGCAGAUCGAAAGCGAGAAAGGAUGGGGAGGGGAGCAGAACGCCACCCAGUACUGGCGGCACGGCCCUCGCUUCAACGUUUCACAGCAGGGACAAAGAGACAGAGAGGAGGAGAGAAAGACGCUCAGGCCAGUUAUUGCCUUUGUUCCUGCCAGGGUAAGCGACAAACCGUACUCGGGACGAGAUGGCUUCGGGCUGUUCAGCUGGCGGUGA
Cryphonectria parasitica EP155 is the source of this 381-nucleotide messenger RNA. RefSeq lists its product as uncharacterized. Bases 1 to 381 code for a protein of 126 amino acids. The record is from RefSeq and is a predicted model, not a curated record. Lineage: Eukaryota; Fungi; Ascomycota; Sordariomycetes; Diaporthales; Cryphonectriaceae. The transcript has 8 exons.